Lactuca sativa (garden lettuce) is the source of this 1481-nucleotide messenger RNA. Its product is annotated as peroxisomal adenine nucleotide carrier 1. Gene Ontology annotation, molecular function: ADP transmembrane transporter activity; ATP transmembrane transporter activity. The record is from RefSeq and is a predicted model, not a curated record. Gene Ontology annotation, cellular component: peroxisomal membrane. Lineage: Eukaryota; Viridiplantae; Streptophyta; Magnoliopsida; Asterales; Asteraceae. Gene Ontology annotation, biological process: ATP transport; ADP transport; fatty acid beta-oxidation.
GAAAAAUACUAUCUUUAUCCCUGAUCCCGUCCCUAUCAAUAUUUCCCCCUACUCCUUAAUCUGUUCUUGUUGUUGUCAACGUUGGCGUACCCACUGUAUGCUUGUAUUGACAAUGCAAAACACGAUCACCUCUGCCAAACUCAAUUUUACUUCUUCACUUCUCUGAUUGAUUGAUCCCACAAUCAAUUCAUCAUCUUCUUGUUUGUUCCCUUUAUUAUAAAUUUUUUUGCAUGUAAUUGGAGUUGAGGAGAAGCUGUGAUUAAAGAUGUCUUCGAUUGAUCUGGAAUCUAUCUCGGAGGCUACAUCAGGAGCAAUUGGAGCUGUUUUGAGCACAACCAUCUUGUACCCUCUUGACACAUGUAAAGCUAAGUAUCAGGCUGAGGUUCGCUCUCAUGGCCGACAGAAAUACAAGAAACUAUCAGAUGUGUUGUUGGAAGCAGUAUCCAGUGGUCGAGUUUUAUCAUUAUAUCAAGGCCUUGGAACAAAGAAUUUACAAUCUUUUAUAGCACAAUUUGUAUACUUUUAUGGAUACAGCUACUUUAAAAGAUUGUAUCAGAUAAAAUACAACACAAAAUCAAUUGGAACAAAAGCAAAUUUGAUUCUUGCAGCUGCUGCAGGUGCAUGUACUGCUAUCAUAACUCAGCCUCUUGAUACAGCAUCAUCACGAAUGCAAACAAGUGCAUUUGGGAGAUCAAAAGGGCUUUGGGCAAUGCUUACAGAAGGAAGUUGGAUUGAAGCUUUUGAUGGACUUGGCAUCUCUUUACUUCUAACUUCAAACCCUGCAAUCCAAUAUACAGUGUUCGAUCAGCUAAAGCAAAGACUUUUAGAUGGGAAGUUGAAAAAAUCAGGGAACGGGUCUUCUCCCGAAUCUCUUUCUGCUUUUUCCGCCUUUUUGCUUGGAGCAAUUUCUAAAAGCAUUGCAACGGUUCUUACAUAUCCGGCUAUUAGGUGUAAGGUCAUGAUUCAGGCUGCAGAUUCGAGUGAUGAAGAAACCAAAGAAAAGGAAAAGAAACCAAAAAAAACAAUAUUGAGUGUUCUUGAUGCUAUUUGGAAAAGAGAAGGGGUACCUGGUUUUUUCAAGGGAUUACAAGCUCAAAUACUGAAAACAGUAUUAAGUUCUGCAUUACUUUUAAUGAUAAAAGAAAAAAUUACAGCCACUACUUGGGUCUUGAUUCUUGCAAUUACAAGGUAUAUGGUUGUGACACAAGGAAGGGUAAAGGGCAAAUAAGGGAAAAAAAAAAAGGUUCUUUAAUUGAAAAAGGCAUCCAUAAAGAAGUUAAAAUUCAUAUCAUUGCCCCUUAUAAAACAAGAAUAAGAAGUCGGUGUUUAAUUUUUAUAUUCUUGUCAUAGAGGGACUUGAGGAAUUCUUUAUUGACUUUGAUUAGUUGUUUAAUGUUAAGGGUGAAGAGAUUAUUAGACAUUGAGAUUCGAAUUUGCUAAGAUUUACCUUUUAAGUAAAGUAGAGAUUAUUAGACGUUGAA